This is a messenger RNA of Podarcis muralis (Common wall lizard), 1784 nucleotides long. The record is from RefSeq and is a predicted model, not a curated record. NCBI's taxonomy places the organism in Eukaryota, Metazoa, Chordata, Lepidosauria, Squamata, Lacertidae.
UCUUAUGUGGGACGCAGGGGUCACCAUUUCCGAGAACACACUCUGGCGUUAUUCCCAGACGUGGGUCUGCGCAUCUUUGUGGUCAGCACAUAAGAUAAAGCACACACGCAUCAUGCCUGCUGUACUGGAACUUGGCAAGGUCACUCAUUGCCGCCACGGACUGAUAAGGGAGAGAGCUUUGUUCUUGUUAUGGAUUUACUCAACGGCUUAUGCAUUUUAGCUAAGGAAAAAUAGGAAUUUUGGUGCAGUUUCAAACUGCCUGCACAGUCAGUUUUUGGGUCUUGGAAACCCAUUCCUUCAUUCCCUACUCUUCUUUUGGACAGCCUUUCGGCUCAUCCCAAGGUACUGGGUCGUGUCAGUGCUGUAAUCUGGGGCCGAAUCAUUUGCAACAUCAUUUUAUGCAUCAUAUUUUGCAGGCAUUGCGUUAAGCAGGGUAUCCAGGAGCAGAAAAGAAGCAAGAUUAGUCCAUUAACAUCAUUACAAGUCCUCUAAGCCACCCAAGGUUCGCAAGCCACUCAGUCAACCAAGACAUGUCCCAUCCGUUCCAGGUUGGGACAGGAACAUGGGCUACCUUCUCUCUUUCAGUUGCCAGGUGCCAAAUAGCUACACCAUGGCCUUCAGAAGCAUCUCUGCCUCUGAUGUGGAGGCAGGGCAGAGCCAUCCUGGCCAAAAGCCACAGCCUUAUCUUCCACAAACUUGUCCAAUCCUCUUUUAAAGUCUUCUAGGUUGGUGGCCAUUCCUUCCUCCUGAGGCAGGAGUCCCACAGAUUCAGGGCAGAUUUUUAAAUCCAGCUGCUUCCUCGGAUGUCCCCGCUGAAUUCUAGUAGUGCCUUCCACCCGGCUUCGUUCAUCCUUCUUGGCAUCCCGGGCCUGGAGGCGUACCACAGCUGGAUUGCCCUCCUCUUCUGCCUGAUGUACAUUGUGGCCCUUCUGGGCAACUCUUGCCUGCUGUACAUCAUCGCCACCGAGCGCAGCCUCCACCAGCCCAUGUACCUCUUCCUGGCCCUGCUGGCCCUGGCAGACCUGGCCUUGUCCUCCUCCACUGUGCCCAAAACCCUGAGCGUCCUCCUCUCCCUCUCCAAGGAGAUCUCCUUCCAGGCCUGCCUGGCCCAGAUGUUCUUCACCCACCUCAGCUUCAUCACAGAGUCCACCAUCCUGCUCGCCAUGGCCUUUGACCGCUACGUUGCCAUCUGCCAGCCACUGCACUACUCUGCCAUCCUCACCCGCCCUGCCAUCGUGAGGGUCGGGCUGGCCGCUCUCGCCAGGGGCUUCUGUGUGAUGCUCCCCACGGUCUUCCUCCUCCAGAGGCUGCCGUACUGUGGGCACCGGGAGAUGCCUCACUCUUACUGCGAGCACAUGGGCGUCGCUCGCAUGGCCUGUGCCGACAUCGGCGUCGACAUCUGGUACGGCUUGGCGACCACCCUUUUGUCUCCCGGCCUGGACGUGGUCCUCAUUGCCGUCUCCUACACUCUGAUCCUCAGGGCGGUUUUCCGUCUCCCAUCCAAGGACGCCCGCCUCAAGGCCAUCGGGACGUGCGGCUCCCACCUUUGCGUCAUCGUCUUGUUCUACACCCCUGCCUUCUUCUCUUUCUUUGCCCACCGCUUCAGCCACGGCACCAUCCCUCAGCACCUUCUCAUUCUCCUGGCCAACAUCUACCAGCUCCUCCCUCCUGUCCUGAACCCCGUGGUCUAUGCGGUCAAGACCAAAUGCAUCCGGGAGAGGCUGGCUCAGGCCCUCUGGAAAGCAGGGAAGGGGUGCUGAGCUUGGGGUGCUGAGCUUGGGGUC